Molecule: messenger RNA, 846 nt
Organism: Didymodactylos carnosus
Lineage: Eukaryota; Metazoa; Rotifera; Eurotatoria; Philodinida; Philodinidae
Source: the annotation of a GenBank genome assembly
AUGAUAGCAUACAGUCUAUUGCUGACAAUUGUGCCAAUUGCUAUUACAUUAUUUGGUAUAGUAUCGUUAGUAUUGGGACAAAAUGCUAACUUAAAAAAUGCAGUAAAGACAGGAAUCCUCAAAUCAUUUCCAGCUGAUAUGCGUGAUAGUUUAUCAGUUAUAUUAAAUAAAGCACUUGAUCAGUUAGUGCAAGAUGCGGAUAUUAUUUUGAUUAUGGGUGUUGCACUUGCGAUUCUAGCCGGAUCAAGAUUAUUUAUAGCUAUCGAUGAUUGUCUAACAAUCGUUUAUCGUACACAAGAGCGACCGUUCUUAGACCAAAAUAUAUUAGCGAUUAAAGCGUUAUUAAUAUUUAUUUUAAUUAUUCUAAUUAUGUCCGCUGCAUCUUUCGCUCCAGCAAUGCUUCAAAGUUAUAUUUCGAAUGCAUUUCUUCGCUUUAUGAUGUACGUAAUCGGAAUUCUGAUUAGUUUAGCUUCAUCAUUUCUUCUAUUUGAAUUCACCUAUACUUAUGUGACAAAUAAACGAAUGACAUUUAAACUGACAUGGUUUGGUGCACUGGUAGCUGCUAUUCUAAUGCAAUUGUUUUUAAUUUUAUUUCCUUUUUAUGUAUCAAAUUUCAUGUCAACUUAUGCCGGUGAGAUUGGUUUUGCCAUUAUUUUGUUAUUCUUUUUCUAUUAUUUUGCUGCAAUAUUAAUUCUCGGCGCCCAAAUUGGUUCAUUCUUUUAUGAAGAAAUGCAGCCGUUUCCCUGUGCAUUCGGAACAUUUGUUCAAAACGCAUAUCAUGAACAUACUGAUGGUGAAGGUCAACAAUUGUUAUCAAAAACUGCUGAUUACUCAAAAUUUACAUAG